AUGCGGCGAAGCCCGGGGGUCCUCCUGGCGGGGUUGGCGCUGCUCCUGCCCGGGGGGGCCGCCUCCGGCUCCCGCUCCGGCCACUGCGGCCGCCUCGAGUUCUACGCCCCGCGGGCCCGUUGCUGUCACCUCUGCCAACACUACUUCUCGCACUUCCCCCGCCAGGGCCUUGAGUUUGCCCCCAACUGCGGGGUUCGCGACGACGGCGGCAGGGAGGAGGCCCCGCUGGCAGCCUGCAAGCCCGGCUACGAAAACCCGGACGGGGACGCGCUGUGCCACCGGAUCGGAGAGCCCCGCGCCCGCGGGCCCCCCGCGCUGCCUCGGGGCAGGCGGGCCCGGCUCUGCGCACCCCCGCAGACUUCCGGAACCCCGGUGACCAGGACAGCCAGAACUGAAACUGCGGCCCACGGCCCCACCCCUGUCCCCGGGGGGCCGACGCUGGAGAAGUCCCAUCGGGAAGAAGAGGAGGAGAAGGAGGAAGACCUAAGUAAGGAACCCCGAAGCCACCCCGCCCCUGCAUCCCCCUCCCCGACGAGACACCCCUUCCCCGCAGGCAGCGUGGCCGGGUACGUGCUGGCCGCUUCCCUGGUGCUCGGGAGCACCGUGGCACUGCUGCUGCUGCUCCACGCCUGGAGGCUCCGAGGCCAGGCCUCCUCCUCCCCCGCAGCGCCCGGCCAACCGGGCCCCACUGAGGAGUGGGUGCUGAAGCCAGCAGAGCCCACGGUCCUGCGUGCGGGCGGUGCCGGCGUCGAGCCCAGCGCGCCGCCAUCCCACCCGGGCGUCGGACCUCCUUCGCCCCCCAUCGCUCGGCCCCCACUGGCCGCUCUGCCCCUGUCGCGGCUGCUGGACCAGCUGGAGGUGCUAGAGGAGCUGGUGCUGCUGCUGGACCCGGAGCCGGGCCCGGGGGGCGGGGGCAGCGCGUGGGGCACAACACGGCACCUGGCAGCCCGCUACGGGCUCCCCGCCCCCUGGGUCACCUUCGUCUACUCGCUGCGGCCAGCCCGCUCCCCCCUGCGCGCCCUGCUCGAGACUGUAGUCGCCCGAGACCCCGCAGCCCACCUGGGCCAGCUGGCCGCCCACCUGGAGGCCCUGGGCCGGGGGGACGCGCUGCGGGCGCUGGCACGGCUGGCCUGGGGGGGGGUCGCUGGGGAGGAAGGGGCGGGGGGAGCACGCCGCCGAGCCGGGUCCAAAUAUGGGGGCUUUAUUUUCGGCCACGGGGCCCCUUAAAUAAAAAAGUGCAUAGAAAA
Messenger RNA from Ornithorhynchus anatinus (platypus), 1247 nucleotides. It is a transcript of the gene IGFLR1, whose product is annotated as IGF like family receptor 1. Lineage: Eukaryota; Metazoa; Chordata; Mammalia; Monotremata; Ornithorhynchidae. Bases 1 to 1227 code for a protein of 408 amino acids. The record is from RefSeq and is a predicted model, not a curated record. The transcript is spliced from 4 exons.